GGACAGGUAUGAGAUAAGUUGGAUUGGACUAGUGAAGGAAGGAUUUGUAAAGCUUAGGACAUGUGUUAUGGAAGGUGUGCUAGAUGUAUUGGCUAUAAGUUGCUCAUCCUGGCCUUGCUCAGCAUUGUGGCCAACAUUUUACUUUAUUUUCCCAAUGGAGAAACAAGAUACGCUUCAGACCAUCAUCUUGGAAAAUACGUGGAGUGCCUUCAUGGCAUUCUAGGCGGAGGCUUUUUGGUACUUAUUCCAGCUGCAGUAUUCAUUGGGCUUCACAAUGAUGACUGCUGUGGGUGCUUUGGCCAUGAGGACUGUGGGAAAAGCUGUGCGAUGCUGUCCUCAGUUCUGGCCGCCUUUAUUGGGAUCAUUGGUUCUGGAUACUGUAUAAUCAUUUCAGCGCUGGGCUUGUCUCAUGGACCAUACUGUUUUACUCACAUAGAAAGAAACUGGAUCUAUCCUUUCACUGAAUCCUCUGGAGGGUACUUGUUUGAGUAUAACAGGUGGUCUGAAUGUCAAGAACCUCAUAACAUUGUGCAGUGGAAUGUCACCCUCUUUUCUAUCCUCCUUGUCUUGGGAGGAAUAGAGUUCAUUCUGUGCUUCAUACAGAUAAUCAAUGGCAUUCUUGGAGGACUAUGUGGGUUGUGCUGCAGUCAUGAGGAGACAUACGCUUGCUAGAAACCUGACAACAUAUUGACGUCGGUGCCUGUGUGUGAUGUAUUGAGAUAUCUGUGGCGUUUUGGGGGUUUGGAAGUUUGGGGUUUUUGU
Strigops habroptila (Kakapo) is the source of this 762-nucleotide messenger RNA. It is a transcript of the gene TM4SF1, whose product is annotated as transmembrane 4 L six family member 1. The record is from RefSeq and is a predicted model, not a curated record. Lineage: Eukaryota; Metazoa; Chordata; Aves; Psittaciformes; Psittacidae. The transcript has 5 exons. The coding region runs from base 61 to 672 and encodes 203 amino acids. Gene Ontology annotation, cellular component: membrane.